AUGGGGCGGAUUUUCAGAGAAGAAGAAUCCCCUGAGACACGGUCUUGCCUGGUGCAGAACUCCAUCCGGCACAACCUCUCCCUGCACACCCGCUUCAUCCGCGUGCAGAACGAGGGCACGGGCAAGAGCUCCUGGUGGAUGCUGAACCCCGAGGGCGGCAAGACGGGGAAGACGCCGCGCCGGCGGGCGGUGUCCAUGGACAACAACAGCAAGUUCCUGCGCAUCAAGGGGAAGGCCAGCAAGAAGAAGCAGCUGCAGGUGACGCAGGAGCACGGGGGGGACAGCCCCUCCUCCCAGCAGGCCAAGUGGUCCGAGAGCCCCGCGUCCCACGCCAGCGACGAGUACGACGCCUGGGCCGACUUCAGGACACGGGCCAACUCCACGGCCAGCACCCUGAGCGGGCGCCUCUCGCCCAUCAUGUCCAACCACGAGCCCGACGAGCUGGAGGAGGACGACGGGACGCCCUCCUCCCCGCUGAUGUACCCCAGUCCCUCCAGCACCAUGUCUCCUUCCCUCAACGCCCGCUGCUCCGUGGAGCUGCCCCGGCUGACCGACCUGACGGGCACCAUCAGCCUGAACGUGAGCCUUGGGGAGAGCAUGCUGGAGGACCUGCAGGACAGCUACCCCAUGAACCCCUCGCAGCAGCUCCCUCCGGCUGCCCUGCGGCAGAGGAGCUCCAGCUUCACCUUCAACUCCAAGUGCUCCACCAUGGGGGCUGCCACCAACACCUACUGUGGGACCAUCUACAGCCAGCCGGCCAUGAGCCUCAUGCGCCGCUUGCCCAUGCAGACCAUCCAGGAGAACAAGCAGGCCACCUUCUCUCCCGUCAGCUCCUACAGGAACGCCUCGCUGCAGGACCUGCUCUCCUCCAUCUCCUACGCGCACAAGGAGAGCAUGGAGAGCAUGGUCCCGGGGGACCUGCCCCUGCCCCAGGCCAGCCCCAUGGUGCCGGCCCGUGGCCACAGACACAACCCGCUGCUGUGCGGGAGCGGGGAGCAGGGUUUGUCCUCCUACCCGUCCCACUCGGGCUCUCUGAUGAAGAGCAACACGUUGUACCACCCGUCACCAGCCGGCCACCACCCUGGGGUCAACACCAGUGCCUUAGCUAAUCCUGUCAGCCUUAUGAGCUUGCCCAGUGACACGUGCAGCAUGGCAGCCGUGCCGCACCACGGGCACCUGCAUUCCUACGCUAAUAACCAAGGGGCACACAUGAGCUUGCUGGAUUCGCUGCAGGGCCCCUACCCGGGGGCCGUCCACCCCCCUGUGUUGGGCCAAGACAGGUUCCCAGCAGACCUGGACCUGGACAUGUUCAACGGGAGCCUGGAGUGCGACGUGGAGUCCAUCAUCCUGAAUGACUUUAUGGACAGUGACGAGAUGGACUUCAACUUCGACUCGGCCCUCCCGCCGCAGAACGGGCUCAACGUGCCCACCCUGCCUGGGGGGCCGCAGCCCACGAACCAGAGCUGGGUGCCCGGGUGA
Molecule: messenger RNA, 1479 nt
Organism: Chaetura pelagica (chimney swift)
Lineage: Eukaryota; Metazoa; Chordata; Aves; Apodiformes; Apodidae
Gene: FOXO6
Product: forkhead box O6
Exons: 4
Coding region: 1-1479 (492 amino acids)
Biological process (GO): regulation of transcription by RNA polymerase II
Cellular component (GO): nucleus
Molecular function (GO): RNA polymerase II cis-regulatory region sequence-specific DNA binding; DNA-binding transcription factor activity, RNA polymerase II-specific
Source: RefSeq, a predicted model, not a curated record